GAAAUUCUUCCUAUAUGGAUCAGCCUUCUAGUGAUGGUGAAACUGGAAGAAGACCACUCUAAGCAAACCCAGGAUGAAUCGGGUGCCAGGUGAUGCAGAAAAUGCUCACAGCAGCAGUGUGGAAUCCUGUCCUUCCUUGCGGGAUGUCCACUCCAUCAACCCAGCGCAGCUGGUGGCAAGGAUUGAGUCAUACGAAGGCAGAGAGAAGAAAGGCAUAUCAGAUGUCAGAAGGACUUUCUGUUUGUUUGUUACAUUUGAUCUCUUAUUCAUAACCUUGCUGUGGAUAAUAGAAUUAAAUGUAAAAGGAGGCAUUGAGACUACCUUAGAGAAAGAAGUCCUACAGUAUGACUACUCUUCUUCAUAUUUUGAUAUAUUUCUACUGGCAGUCUUUCGAUUUAAGGUGUUAAUACUUGCAUAUGCAAUGUGCAGACUGCGCCAUUGGUGGGCAAUAGCUGUGAGUAGUAGCCAAGCAUAAUGGAGUUUUAACUAGAAUGGGUCAAACAGACAAAAUUUUUAGAUGCCUCUUAACGCUUGUAUGUUAAGAAUCAUCUUGAUGCUAUAUAUUAAAAUUUGCUGUACAGUAACAGAUUAAAAACUUCUGUUCUGGACGAUUUGCAGCCUAAAGCAAGAAUUUAAUAGCACAUUGGGUGUGGUCCUUACACUAUCAUGUUAACACAAAUUGAAGACUUAUUUUGAAUCCAGUAUGGAUGGCUAGUCGUAACUGCUUGUUACGUCUGACUUGUUAAUUAAUGUUUUAAAUAUAUUUGCACAUGAAAUAGUGAACUGUAUUUCAGAAAGCAGACUUGGUGUUAUUUUACCAGAGAUCCA
Phaethon lepturus (White-tailed tropicbird) is the source of this 828-nucleotide messenger RNA. RefSeq names its product STARD3 N-terminal like (gene STARD3NL). The transcript has 3 exons. Lineage: Eukaryota; Metazoa; Chordata; Aves; Phaethontiformes; Phaethontidae. The record is from RefSeq and is a predicted model, not a curated record. Bases 74 to 475 code for a protein of 133 amino acids.